Molecule: messenger RNA, 1347 nt
Organism: Racocetra persica
Lineage: Eukaryota; Fungi; Glomeromycota; Glomeromycetes; Diversisporales; Gigasporaceae
Source: the annotation of a GenBank genome assembly
GAUAUAAAAAGAGAUGCCCUCAAAACCCCUCAGCUUCAGUCAUUCUUCCACAUAUUCAAAGUUCAGUAGUGUUUGUAUCAAAUGGAUUACCAACAGAAGAUAUUGUUGAACAUCUAGCUUUAUGUUAUUUCCGACAUCGUGGUGGAAGUCUUUCAAUGUUCCAUCAACAUACUUUUAUGCGUCGGCUACGACAAAAUAAAAUUUCACCUUUCCUAAUCCUUGCUAUGUGCGCUGUGAGUGCAAGAUAUUCCGAUCAUCCGAAUAUUAGGCGAGAGCCACCUUAUCUAGCUGGUGAGCCUUAUGCAACUCAAGCAUCAAAAUUUAUAUUAGAAUCAUUAGACAUAGGUUGUAUUGAACAUGUUCAAGCAUUUUUAUUGCUUGCGUUAUAUGGAUUUGGUUCAGCAAAUGGCGCAAAAACUUAUACAUAUGUUGGUAUGGCUAUAAGAAUGGCACAUUCAUUAGGUUUACAUAGAGUUGAUGAAACCACAUCGAAUUCUUCACCUGAUAAUAAACUUUCUGAAGACGCAUUUAUAACUAAAGAAAUAAAAAGACGUACUUUUUGGACUUGUUUCGUGUUUGAUAGACCAUCACUUAUUCAGGAAGAAGAUUGUGAAGUUAGAUUUCCUUGCAUUGAAUCAAUUUGGGAGAUGGAAAAUCCUUAUAAUAGCCCUGCAAUUAAUGAACUAAAUAUUAAUUACGCUAAACAGGGAUCUUUAUUUACAUUAGCUACAAAUGGAAUUAAUGCAUGCUUUUUUAGCGUGGCCAUUUUAUUAGGUCGUGUAUGUACAUAUGUUAAUCGUCCAAAACCAACAAAUGCAUUACCACCUUGGGAUUCAUCAUCAGAAUUCACUAUGUUGGUAAAUGAAUUAGAGCAUUGGUAUCGGUCGAUCUUACCUCAUUAUGCUUAUUCCCGGGAAAAAAUGAUUGAAUUAAUGGCAGUUGAGAUGUCAGGUGUUUUUGCAGCAAUUCAUUUAUUUUAUCAGUCGGCUGUUGUCGUCCUUAAUCGAUCAGUCAUAAAGCCACGGAAAGGAGAAUCUAUUACAACAAUCCCAGCCGAAUUCUAUCGUUUAUCUUUUGAGCGUUGUUAUAACGCAGCAAAACAAGUUAGUUCAGUGGCUUUUGAUAUUUUGAAAAUCGGAUGUCCAUGCGCAUGUCCUUUUACCACAUAUCCUAUGUAUGUAACAGCAACAAUUUACAUAAAUCAUAUGAAGACUGAAGAUAUUACAGUUUUUAAUGUUACAAAAGAAAAUCUAAAAAUUAUUGAACAAUAUUUGGAGGAAGUUGGGAAAUUAUGGGCAACAGCUAAUAAAUUGAGAUGUGUAUUGGAUAAUAUGAAGAAAGAUCAAG